AUGGAGCUGGUGGUGGGUCCGGAGCACCAGUGCCUAACGCCUUAGAUGAUUAAGAAACUCUCCUUCAUGAAAGCUACUCUGCCUAGCAAUUAUGCUGCAAUAAGUUUGGAAGGAAGGAAUAACAGGAGAGCUGAAACAGAAGAGAUUAUGCAGACUGCUCUCAAUCUGCUCAUCCCGCAGACUGUGUUCAUUCUGGAGGCUGCCCUGAGCCAUGUGCAGCACCUUGAACUUGGCCUUACUGAACCUCAUCUUCCAAUGAUCCUGGAGGUUGGAUAUAGCAUUGCAGAAAGUGGAGAUGUGAAGGUCUAGGAAAAUACAAGUUACAUCUGGACAGGAUGUCAAGAGGGGAUCCAAAAUGAACUUAGAAGUGUUACCACUAUGAAGCCAUCCACACCUCUGGAGCAAGAAGUAAAGAGAAUACAAAGGCUUCGUAUUACUGGCUAGUGCAAUGAUUACUAGCUAAACAUGCUGGGCUGGAGCCCUGAGAAUUUCAUUGCUAUCACUGUAGGGCUUGCUGCACACAUCUGGAACGGAUGAACACUUCAAGCUCUUGAAAACACUGAUUUGAAUUCCACUCUCAGACACAUUUCAUAUCUGGCUUGGAUAAAGGGAAUAUGCCUUGCAGUUCAUACCAGUGAUGGAGAAGUGCAAUUGUGGGACAUUGAAACCAGAAAGAGGCUGAGAAAUAUGUUUGGCCACCUGUCUGUAAUUGGAGAGAAUCUUUGUAUUCUGAGCAGUGAUUCACUGCUAGGAUCUAUCCAUCAACAUGAUGUUCAGGUUGCUCAGCACCGUGUUGGGACUCUUCGUCAAAACAAACAAAGCAUUUGCAGCCUGAGAUUGUCACUAGCCGACCUCUUGUUGGCAGUUGGGUCUAGGGGUGGUAUAUUGAAUAUCUGGCCUGGUGUGAAGUUGCAGUCACAGACACUGAAAACCAUACUUCCUUUAUUAGCAGUUAAACUAUAUGAAGAAGCUACGACCUGGUGUCUUUGGCAGUCAAAAGUCCUUGCUACAGGAGGUGGAAUGAAAGAUGGGAUUUUGUGUGUCUGGCACAUGAAUUGUGAGAAAAUCAGCCAAAGUGCAAUUACAGAUUCACAGAGUUCUUCUUUGCUCUGGUUACCCAGUAAAUUGAUGAUGGGGCAAGGCCUUCCUAGAAAUCAGAUGAAAAUACGGAAGUAUCCCAUGCUUGUCAACUCAUUAGAACUCUAUGACAAAUCUUUCACUCAUGAAGGGAGAGUCUUGCAUAUAACCCUGAGCUCAGAUCAGAGUAGGCUCAUUUUUGCUGCAGUGGAUGGGAUGUCUUGUCUGUGA
Molecule: messenger RNA, 1308 nt
Organism: Hirundo rustica (Barn swallow)
Lineage: Eukaryota; Metazoa; Chordata; Aves; Passeriformes; Hirundinidae
Gene: CDC20B
Product: cell division cycle 20B
Biological process (GO): anaphase-promoting complex-dependent catabolic process; positive regulation of ubiquitin protein ligase activity; positive regulation of anaphase-promoting complex-dependent catabolic process
Cellular component (GO): anaphase-promoting complex
Molecular function (GO): protein binding; ubiquitin ligase activator activity; anaphase-promoting complex binding
Source: RefSeq, a predicted model, not a curated record